Vidua chalybeata is the source of this 2618-nucleotide messenger RNA. RefSeq names its product diphthamine biosynthesis 6 (gene DPH6). The transcript has 16 exons. Gene Ontology annotation, molecular function: diphthine-ammonia ligase activity. NCBI's taxonomy places the organism in Eukaryota, Metazoa, Chordata, Aves, Passeriformes, Viduidae. The coding region runs from base 247 to 2415 and encodes 722 amino acids. Gene Ontology annotation, biological process: protein histidyl modification to diphthamide. The record is from RefSeq and is a predicted model, not a curated record.
GGCAGCGCGCCUCGCCGGGCACGGGGGCCGGCGGCACGCCGAGCCUCGGUCUAUGCAGGCAGUCUGCCGGCCUGCCCCGGGAGGAGGGCCCGUCGAGGGGAGGCGGCCAAGCGGUAGCGGUAGCAACGGAGGAGCCGGCGGCGUGCGCAGCCCAGGGUGGCUGUGCGACCGGGCUCCUUCCCCGCUGCGCUGGCCGGCUGUCGCCCAGCUCCCUGUCAGUGUUACCGCCCCCGGCCUGCGAGCAACAUGAGAGUAGUGGCUUUGAUCAGUGGUGGGAAGGACAGUUGUUACAAUAUGAUGCAGUGUGUUGCUGCUGGGCAUCAGAUUGUUGCUCUAGCCAAUUUAAGACCUGCUGAAGAUACAGGGCAGACUGAUGAAUUGGACAGCUAUAUGUAUCAGACAGUAGGACACCACGCCAUUGACCUAUAUGCUGAUGCAUUGGAUUUGCCACUCUAUCGUGGUUUUAUAAAAGGUACCAGUGUAAAUACUGGAAGAGUGUAUACUGCAUGCCAGGAAGAUGAGGUUGAAGAUCUUUACCAGCUCAUGAAACUUGUUAAGGACAAAGAAGGAGUAGAGGGUGUAUCUGUGGGAGCCAUUCUUUCUGACUACCAGAGAGUUCGAGUGGAAGAUGUGUGCAGAAGGCUUAAUCUUCAGCCUUUAGCUUACCUCUGGCAUUGGAACCAGGAAAUACUGCUUAAAGAAAUGAUAUCAUCUAACGUUCAGGCCAUAAUCAUAAAAGUGGCAGCUUUUGGAUCUGCUAGGGCUGAGAGGAAGAUUAGAAUGAUUAGAAAUACCACAUGCCCUCAUUCAUUUACAGGCUUAGAUCCAGAUAAGCAUCUAGGAAAAACUCUAGGUGAAAUGGAGCCUGUUCUUCUGGAGCUUUCUGAGAAAUACGGAGUCCAUGUUUGUGGAGAAGGAGGGGAAUAUGAAACAUUCACUCUGGACUGCCCUCUGUUUAAGAAGAAAAUAGUUGUAGAUUCAGCCAAGGUGGUUAUGCAUUCGGCUGAUGCAUUUGCACCUGUGGCCUAUCUUCAUUUUUCAAAACUACACCUGGAGAAUAAGGAAGAAUCUUUGGGUUCUUUUGUGGUCAGUAGCUGUUCUUGUGAGAUAAGCUGCAUGGAUGAUGAUGUUUUUCCUUCAUCAGAAGAAUGUGAACCAAAUAAAAAUAUUCCAGUCAUCUGGAAGACUUUGAAAUAUAACUCUUUGGAUUUCACUAAGACACUUCAAAAUUCAGGAAAAUCCCUGAGUGGUUACCAAUGGUUUUCAGGUAUCACUGCCCACUUCCUUCCAUCAAAGGGUAAAAAUGCUCCAGAUGCAGCACGGGAAGCGUUUUCUUCUCUCAGAGCUAAUUUGACUUCAGAGGGAUUGAAACUGAAGGAUAUUAUUUUGGUUCAUCUGUACAUGAAGAGCAUGAAGGAUUUCAGUGUUAUAAACUCAGUUUAUGUGACAGAAUUUGAUUUGUGUCCACCAGCAAGAGUAUGUGUGGAAACACUGUUACCUGAUGGAGUGCUGUUUUGCAUUGACUGCCUUGCACAUAAGUAUGACACGGCAACGGAUGAUGUAGUACAUGAUGAAAAGCUGGUCAUGCAUGUACAAAGCAUUUCCCACUGGGCACCUGCCAGCAUAGGACCUUACAGUCAGUCCAUCAAGGUUGGUGAUGUUCUCUACUGUGCUGGACAGAUUGCUCUGGUACCCUGCACGAUGCAGCUGGUUAGGGGUGGCAUACACGCAGAGGCCAGCCUUUCCCUCCGUCACGUUGGGCGAGUGCUGCAAGCCAUGAACCAGAAGACUGCACUCCACCACAUCAUCACAGCCACCUGCUACGUAACUGACAGCAAGAGCAUUUCUAUUGCUCGCUCCAUGUGGCAGAAGAAAUUAGGAGAAUGCAAAAAGGCUGAAGAUUCAGAGAUGUAUCAUGAUGAAACUGCAGUAUGUGGGUUGCUUGCUGUGGUUGUAAUAUCUCACCUACCCAGAGAUGCUGCCAUUGAAUGGCAUGUUGUUGCAGUAGUUGAUAAUCCACUCCAAAGGAAACAUUUUGCAAUGAAGAUGUUGUCAGAGGGGUUCCAAAUUGAGUGUGAAUCUGUGGAGUCUAGUUCUGCAUCUUGUGCAUCAAUCUCGAUACGCCUGAGCUUGGUUUCAUCAUUUACUUCUCACUUUGGUUUAGAUGGACCUCUUCAUGACUUAGUUGCUAUGUUUAAACAAGCUGUCGAGAAACUUUCAGAAGACUACAGUGCCAGUCCUUUGUCCUUCAGAGCUUUCUUCAAGGAGCAUGUCUUUGAUGCUGAAACACUACAAAAAGGACUGCAAGAAUACCUUGAAAAAUAUUUGGAAGAGAAGACCCCAGCUCUGAUUUUAGUACCUGUGGUGGAUUUACCUGACAAAGAUAUUAUUCAUAUAACAUGCUGGCUAAGCUAGCAGUUUAAAGGAGAUGAGUUGAUAUCAAAACACGCAUACAUUCCACCCAGGAGAGAACAAAGAAAGGAGCUGAUACUAACUCCAUUGGAUACUUUCAUGAAGCAAUAUUGUUUAAGGAAAGUUGAAUUGCCUUGUUAAUGAUGUCUUGUGAUAUGUGACAGAGUCAGGUUUGUAUGAAGAAUAAAGCUUUCUUUUAAAAACAA